UAUUUGUGGCAGUCGAACGCGAGCCCUUGGCUGGAAAGGGUACACAGCUCAGCAGCACUUACUCCAUACUGCAUACGGGCACCAAGCGAAUAGUAAAAAAACAGAGAAACAUACACACAUACAAACAUCCACACACAGUUUGGUGGUGCUAAAAAUUGUGUAAAUUAAUGGAGACUUGAGAAUUUAGACAAUAAAAACAUCUGUGAAUAAUUAAUUAAUUACAAAUGCAACUUAAAGUAAAUAUUGUUGUUGUUUUUGUGUAAUUUGGUAACGCUAAUGUUUAUUUAACGCAAAAGGAAAUUGAACAGUGUUCGAUACGAUAAAGAAAGCAACAAAAACUUAUACAAAAACAAAAAGAAAAACAAGAAAAACAUACAAUAAACGCACUGAACUUUGAAAUAAAUGCAAAAAAAAGAAAGGAAAAACUUUGUCUACGUCUGCGUUUGGACUUGGACUUGGUCUCUAUGUUACAGCGUAAGGAGCGUAGAGGAGCGUAGCCACGGUGUGUAAAGCACACGCACGCAUACGAACUCGCAAAAGUACACACACACACUCCAUUUUCUACAUCACUUCGUGCCUGUGCAUCUGCCUAGCGGCUCAGCACCUGCCCCCAGCCUCAGACUCAACCUCAGUGCGCCGCAGUGCCAACCAGCCAGCGUCGGAUUGAGAUUCAGUAACAGUAAAACAGCAUCAGCAUUAGCGGCGUCAGCUCCCCCAAACUUUGUGCGCGCUGCCAACAUCAAACGGUCGCGCGCUCAGUGUUCAUUAUACAAAAGAGAGUUACUGCUGCUGCUACAGCUGCGUGUGUGUGUGUGUAUUGCUGACUGAGUGCUGUUCGGAGUUGUGCUUGUAUAUACUGCUGCCUUCACCCCAAAAUCUCUUAUUGAUUUUGGAUUCAAACACACACGCCGCCGUCGUUAUCGUCCUCGUCCUCGUCGUCAUCAUCAUCAUCGUCGUUGUUGGUGUCGUGUGUUGCUGUAGCUGACUGCUAACGAGAGAGGCAGCCGCCACAAAAUUCAACAUACAGCAGCCAGCAAACGCAUACAGUGUUUGUUGCAACGAGCUUGGCGCACGGCCGGGCAGUCAAAGUUGGGUACGACGUUGAGCGGCGUGGCGCGAAGCAAAGAAGUGUGGCAAGCUUGUACGGUACUGUCGCACGCCCACCCGCUAACCGCUCAUCCAGCCAGUCAGGCAAGCAGUCAGUGAGCCAACCAGCCGUGAAGAUGCUAGCAAUAUUGUAAACACGCAUGCUUACAAAAUUUAUUUAUACGAAAUAAAGAUUGAAAAAUAAAUAAAUAAAAACCAAAUAAACAUAAAUAUAAAUCAAUAAACUGUUGAAACUAAAAAAGAAACAUUUCUAAUGGGAACUUGUGAUGCUAAAACCAAAUAAAAUGCAAAACUCUAAAUAAACCAAACUAAAGAAAAAUGUUUUAAACAACAAAAUGUAUUAACAAAGUAGCGCACAAAACCAAUAUCAAUUACUAAACUAAACUAAAACCAAAAACAGCAACAAACACAUACAAUAAGUAUAAUAAGUUGUAGAAGACAUGUACAUUUGUACGGUGAUAAAAAAGUCUAUACUCGUAAAAUUAACCAAAUAACACACAUUCCCAAAGAUUUGCAAAUGUAGGAUGAGAACAAAUCCUCUGAAGGACAAUUGUAUAAGUAAAGUGUGCCAAAAUCGAUUUAUACCCAGUACUCGCUUCUCGGUUUGUGUAGAUAUUCAUUCGUAUUCAUGAAUGCCGUUCAUUUGGAACCGAUAGUGCUCCUUUCAAUUGUUGUAUUAUUAGGUGUAGUUAUUGUUGUUAUUGAUUAAUAUACAUAAGUAUAUACACUUAUUUAAGAUAACCACAAAAAAACCUAAGAAAACCGAAAAACCGAAAACAUCAAUUUAUACAUUCACAUACAAAACACCCACUCGUACACACGUUAAGAUUAGCGCCCAAUAAUAAGAAAUCGCAAAGGCCUAACCGAGCGAGAGGGAUUGCGACGACGUCAACGAGGACGAACGAGGCAAAGCCGGGCUGACAGCAGGGCAGCCGCAAGCUGACUUCAAGCGUAAAAAGUGGGUUGAUUCGUGUGCGAAAUUGAGUGUUGAAUGUGAAAGCUCCGCACUCGCUGGCUGGAGUCCUGUAAUACGCGAGAAACCGCGUACAUAUAUCUGCACGGAAAUAAAAUAUUAUAAGGCGAAAGAAAAACAGCUGAAGUAAAAUAAAACAAGUCACACGAAAAGAGGAUUACGCUAAUCCAUUGGUGAUGAUGUUGACGUGUACAACGCCUACACGGAGCAACAGUGUAACCGCCCUCGAGCAGCAGCCAACCUUUCUGGCGCUAAAACAAUACCAAGAGCAGCAGCAACAGCAACAGCAACGUCAGCAGCAGCAACAGUUAACGUCGCCGCAAUAGCAACAGGAGUUCGAUCAGCUAAGAGUUUUUCGCGCGGAGCUCGACGCCGCAUACAUAGUGCCCACAGUGCCAAGUGUUGGAAGGUGGUCGCAACCGUUUAGCAGUUAGUAGAAUUGACAGCUGAUAGGUCGUUGACAAAGCCAACUUACGAGGGACGGUGCGGUGAUUACGAACAACGAACCAAGUGCAGCGGUGCUCGUCUCGUUCGCAAAGCUCAUACACUGUGGCACCGGUGGAAUUGGCUGUGACGGCUGAAAGUGUGCAACAAGGACGUGACGUGACGUCGUUAUCGUUAUAAGGACGGACGGACGGACGGACGUGUGUGUGUGUGUGCAGUGCGCGUACGAACAAAUUGCGCCGUUCGGUACUAAAUAAACAUUUACUCGAGGCAAUCAUCUCCACCGCCACCGCACAGACUACAAUGCUCUGGUAGCCAAGAUAGUUUUGCCGUGGAUCACUAUUGCGGCAGCAGCAGCGGUGAUACGCCACACGCAGUGAAUAGUGUACUUGGAGUUGGUGGGGCGGCUGGUAUAAGUGGCUCAGGCAGCGGUGUUAGUGGCGGAGUCGGCGGUGUUUGCAGUCAAUGCUCAUCAACGGCGGCAGCGGCGUCAGCAGCAGCUGCGGCUGUAGCUGCAGCGGGGACAACAUCGUGCGGUGGCGGUGGCAGCGGCGUUGGCGGCAACAACAACAACAACAACAUCAUCAACCACAACAACAGCGGAGUUGGCGCUUGUUAUUGCAGCAACACGAUGUGUCAUCAUGUAUCCGGUGGCAUGCCGAUGGGCGUACCACCACCACCACAACCGCCACAUGCGAUGAUGUCCGGUGGCGGCGGCGUCGGUGGCAUCGGCGUCGGCAGCGAUAUGCGCAAUCCAUUGCACAGCAGCAGCAGCUUACUGGGCUCACAUUUGUCGCUUGGCGGAAUGAGCAUAGGCGGCGGCGGCGGUGGCGGCGGCGGCGGUGUUGGUCUCUACGGUUGUGAUACGAUCAUCUCAGGUCCCAGUCAUUGUCGCAGUCUAAGCGGUUUGAGUAGUCUGAGUAUCGGACCGCCAGCACCACCAGUGCCGCCUCCACCCCUCUUCAAUCCAUGUAGUUCAAAUAGUUUUAAUUCGAUACAAUCGAUGCAGGGGCCAAGCUCCUCACGCUGGGGACCGCGUACAUCAUGCCCGAUUCACAGUCCGUUUCGUGUGCGCGCACCCAACGGUUCAAUAUGCUCUGGACAUCAGGCUUUGCUACACACUCACGAUGUUGUUGCCCGAGACGUUUACGGUGAGGAGGCACUGCGCGUCACACCGCCACCAAUGGUACCCUACAUUAAUGGCGACGAAAUCGAUAAUGUGGACAACGGCGAAUUGCAGCACGUAACCCGAGUGCGUUUAGUGCAAUUCCAGAAGAACACCGAUGAACCAAUGGGCAUAACGUUAAAAAUGACCGAAGAUGGACGUUGUAUUGUGGCUAGAAUAAUGCAUGGUGGCAUGAUACACCGUCAGGCAACGCUGCAUGUUGGCGACGAGAUACGGGAAAUUAAUGGUCAGCCUGUUCAACAUCAAUCUGUGGGCCAAUUACAACGCAUGCUGCGUGAAGCGCGUGGUUCGGUUACCUUUAAAAUAGUUCCUUCUUAUAGAAGUGCUCCGCCACCCUGUGAGCUUUUCAGGAUAAGACCAACUCCAGUACUUAUAUUUGUGCGUGCACAAUUCGAUUAUAAUCCUUUAGAUGAUGAGCUUAUACCAUGUGCUCAGGCAGGCAUCGCAUUCCAAGUCGGUGAUAUUUUACAGAUUAUAAGCAAAGAUGACCAUCAUUGGUGGCAGGCCCGAUUAGACACGGUCGGUGGUUCGGCCGGUUUGAUACCGUCGCCGGAGCUGCAGGAGUGGCGUAUCGCAUGUAAUGUUGCGGAUAAGACCAAACAGGAACAAGGAGAAGGUGCCGCUGGCUGUUCCGCCCACGCCGAUGGGUGUGAUGGAUCGACAGUAAAUUGUUCGAUCUUCGGGCGUAAGAAGAAACAAUGUCGCGACAAAUACUUAGCUAAACACAAUGCCAUAUUUGACAACUUGGAUGUGGUGACAUAUGAAGAGGUUGUAAAAGUGCCAGUCGGUGAUCCAAACUUUCAACGGAAAACGUUGGUUUUGCUUGGUGCGCAUGGUGUGGGUCGCCGUCACAUUAAGAAUACACUAAUUUCCAAGUAUCCCGAUAAAUAUGCAUACCCCAUACCACAUACAACGAGACCUGCAAAACCGGAGGAGGAGAGUGGACGCAGCUAUUACUUUGUAUCGCACGACGAGAUGAUGGCCGACAUUGCUGCGAAUGAGUAUUUGGAGUAUGGUACUCAUGAGGACGCCAUGUACGGCACCAAACUGGACACCAUACGUCGCAUACAUACCGAAGGUAAAAUGGCCAUAUUGGACGUUGAGCCACAGGCGUUGAAGAUUCUGCGCACUGCAGAAUUUACACCCUAUGUCGUGUUUAUUGCGGCGCCAUCAUUACAAAAUAUCGCCGAUUACGAUGGCAGUUUGGAGCGUUUGGCAAAAGAGUCCGAUAUGUUACGUCAAUUGUAUGGACACUUUUUCGAUUUGACGAUCGUAAACAACGAUAUAAGCGAGACAAUUGCCACGCUGGAAGCGGCCAUCGAGCGUGUACACACCACACCACAAUGGGUGCCAGUUUCAUGGCUAUACUGACAAGACAGUGAGCUUGAGUGUCCCGACUGCUUAGAGGGCUGUGACUGUGAAUGGGAAGCAUACGCAGCCGGUGCCCAACAACCAAAUACGGGCCUCUUCUGAACUAUUAAAACAAACAAUAGUAAAUCUAAUAAAAAAGCACCGUUAAAGAACAUCACUUGGGGAAAUCAACUUACAUAUAUACACACGCGUAUACCGAGGAAUGAUUAUUAAAUAAGAAUUAAGGCAAGACGCAUCAGUAAAAAAAAAACGCAAAUGGAAAAGUGCAGAAAAAAGAAAACAUAAAGACAUAUUUACUUGCAGCAGUGCACAAAGUGACACAAGCAAAUACACACGAAACACAAACAUACACUAGUUCGUAGAAAAAUUUAUAAAUGAAAAUUCGGGUGCAACAACAUUAUAAAACAAUAUAGGUAUAGUAUAGGCAAUAAAGAAAUAAAGAAAAAUUAAGCAUUAACACUUAUACACAGACAUACAUACAUUCCAAAUAAUUGAAAAGACAACGUUAAACAAUUGAGUAUGUCUGUUUUGAGUACACGCAUACACAAGAAUAGUGCAGCAGAAACUUUGAAGCCUAAAAAUUUUCACGUCUUGAGCAUUUUUAAGCACACGAGCAAUUUUGCUUAUUUUUAUUAUAUUUGCGGGCAUUAUUUCGUUGUAAGUCAAGCAAUGGAUGUAAACUUAAAAGUGGAAUUAUUCUUUUCGGGUUCCAACUUUUUUUAAUUAAAAUAUGGAUUAAAAAUUAGAUUUUCCAUUUUUAAUUCCCAUUUUGGAAUUAAAAAAUGAAAAUAUUAUUUUUAUUUUGAUACAUUAUAAUUAAAUAAAAGUUAAAUUAUACUUUUCGGGUAGCCUUUACUCAGGGUUGCAUAUUUUUUAUUAAAAAAAUAUGGUUUAAAAAUUAAACUUUCAAUUUUUAAUUCUGAUUUUGCAAUUAUUGAAUUGAAAAUUUAAUUUUUGAUCAUACAUAAAUUAUAUUUUCAUGAUUAUUAUUUUUCAAUUUAAUUAUAAAUAAAUAAAAGUGAAAUAAUAUUUUUCCGGCUGCCUACACUCGCGUUUGCGACUUUUUUGUUUUGUUAUUAAAAAUGAAAAUUAUUAUUUCUUAAUUUAAUAAUAAAAAUCGAAAAUUGAAAACCAAGUUAUUUGGAAUUAAAUUGAGAAAAUAUUUUUUGAUUAAAAAAUUGGAGCAACAAAAAAAAAUGUUUUUCAAAUUAAAAGCUGGAAUAAAAAGGUAUAAAACAGGAAAAAUUUACUGAAAUGCGAUAAAGUAAAGCAAUUAAAUAUCUAUAAGACACAAAGAGUUGAAUUAUGUUGGCAUUUUAUUAAAAUUUAUACUUCUUUAACCUAAAUGCGCGAUCAUCAUACUAUCGAAGCACGCAAACGAGAAAAAGGGGAAAUUCUGUAUAAACUUCCUUUUGGAAGUUUUAAUUAUACUUUUUGGGUUAAGAAAACACUUAAUUUAAAAUUUAUUUGUAAUUUCAGGUUUUUGGAAUUAAAAUUUGUUUGUAUUAAUUUUAAUUCUGGUAUUCAUAUUUAUAUUUUUCAAUCCAGUUUUUGGGAUUAAAAAUUAAAAAUUGCUUUUAAUUAAGAUUUUUUUAAAUUUAUUUUUAAUUUCUGAUUUUUGCGAUUGAAACUUUUUUUAAAUAUUUUUAAUUUCGUUUUUUAUUUUUCAAUCCAUGUUUUGUGGUUAAAAAUACAAAAAUUGUUUUUAACUAAGAUUUUUGAGGAUAAAACAUUAAAAAAUUUGUUAUGCAGUUUUUGGAAUUAAUUUUUUUUAAUCCGGUACGAGGAAAUAAAAAUUUAUUUUUUAUUUUUCGAUCCUGGACUAUUGUUUCCUCUAUUUACAUAUGACCACAAAAUUAAAAAAAAAAAUUUAAUUGAAUUAUUUUUUUUUUAAGCAUUUUUAACAAUCCUGCCUAUACUUCAAUACACAGUAAGAAGAAAAAUAUUAAAAUUUUGUAAUCAGGCAAAUCGGGAGGUAAUCGGUAAUCCCUUCUAUGUUGUGUUUGAAUAAGACUGUUGCACGUGUGUUAAAUAAUGGCAAGUUGUGGAAUUUUCAAAAUGUAAACCACUUUAUUUGGGAACUUUGUUAAGUUUACUUAAAGCAAUUGUUAAAUUUUUUAUUUAUUUCGAAACUCUUAUGUAAAGUAAAAUAUAUAUACAUAUGUACACACACACACAAGUACUUGUUAAAUUAAUUUAAUGUAACUUUUAAUUAUAGAACUUCUUAAAACGAACUAUUUGAAAUUAAGUGAAAGAGAAUUUGCAAAGUAUACUGCAUAUAAUUAAUAAUUACAAUUUUACGAGCGGGUACACAACACAAUAAACUAAAAGUAUUAUUGAAAAGUAUUCAACCGAUGCAAUUAAGAGUGUUUCAAAAGUAAGAGUCACAAAAAGCAAAUUAAGUAAAUUUUAAAUGAAAAUCAUGCAAUUGUAAACAAUGAAAGUAAAACACAAAGUAAACAAGUAAAAAGAGUUAUAAACAAACAACAACAACCAAAUAAUAUUUGCACUUUUUAACAAAAUAAUACAAAAUGCAUAAUAAACAAAGUUAACGUUGCAGAGAACAAGAUGACGAAAAGCAAGUUUGCUGAGCGUUAAAUCUGCAGCACAAGUGAAGCAGUGAAGUAAGCACAAAAGCAAAAAAAAAAACGAUACAAGUAAAGCAUUCAUACACACAUCUACACAUAUAAGAAUUAAAUGAAAUAAAAAAGCACAUGGAAAAACGUUAAUAAAAUAAAAAAACGGUAAAAGAGAGAAUCAUAGUAAUAAUUUUAGUAAAGUUACUGUCAACCAAAUACUAAAACAAAACAAAAGGAAAUUAAAAAUAUAAAUGAAAAACAGUAAAUUGUAAACCAAUUAAAAAAUAUUCGAAACGCGGACACACAGGUAUGCAAUGAAAAGAUAAUCGUACAAGUAUAUUACGUACAUACAUGCAUUAAAUAUUUGAGAACCGUUACAUGGAAUCGUUAAGAACGUUAAGAGAAAUGGUAAUAAUUUGAUUACAAAUAACUCAGGUUGAAUUAUUUCAAAAUGUGAAAGCAGACAACUGUAAAUGUAUUGAAUUUUUUCCAAUAAACUAACUAAGAGAACCUAACACAAAGCCCCACCAGCAGCACGUAAACCCUUCUAUUAAGGCAACACAAAUGAAGAUCAUCACAGCAUCACGCGACAUUGGCACACAUUUAACGCUGCAGGCUGUCAUAGCGAAACCAUUAGCACACAAUUACUUUAUUGGAUUGCAAAAUAUGCAUACUCAUUCACACAUAUGUAUGUACAUUUCGGUACGUAUAGGCUUCAUUUCCUUGCGCGGGCAUUAUUUCAAGUCACUAACACUUAUUUCAACUAACUAACACUAACAGCUUUUCCCAUUUAAAAAUUUAUAUGCAUUUAUUCAAUACAGCAAUUUCGCAAAUUACAUUAAUAUUUUUUUUGUAAUAUUUGCUCUAGGUUAGUUCUUAGUUGCACUUUUUCACUUUUUAUUUCUAAUUUGGAUUUUUUUUUCAAGUUUCAAUUUUCGAAAAUAGCAUCCAAAAUAAAAACUGAAAGUUCAUUUAUAUUCCAAGUUUUUAAGAAUAUAAAUUGAAAAUGUUAACUUUUUAUUUCAAUAGUAAAAAUUUUGAACUCAGCAUAAAAAUUAAAAAUUGAUAAAAUGUGAAGAAAAAAUUAUUUUUAUUUUUCAAUCUGGUAUUUGAGUUUAAAAAUAUAAGAAUUAUUUUCUAUUAAUUAAAAAUAAAUUUUUAACUUUUAAAAAUUAAAUUUAUUUAUUCCAAGAUACGUAAAACAUGUUUUGAGAAAAAUCCAAAAGCCAAAAAAUUAAAAACUGAAAAUUUAAAUACAUACAUACAUAUAUGUAAUUUUUUUUUAAAUACAAAUUUUUAUUUAAAAUUUAAUCGAAUUUAAAAUUAAAAUUUAAUUAAUUUAAUUUCAAAUUAAAGUUUAAAUUUUUAGUCCCAAAAUCAGAAUUAUAAAUACAUAGAAAAAAUGAAUAUGAAGAUAAUAUGCUUGGAAAUUAAUUUUUUUUAAUUUUCCAUCCGGUAUUUGGGAUUAAAAAUUUAAGAAUUAUUUUUUUAUUAAUUAAAAAUUAAAAAUAAAUUUCUUAAAACUGAUUUUAGAAUUAAAUAUUAGAAAUUAAUUUGUAUUCGAAGAUGUUUGGGAUUAAAAAUUCACUUAUUAUUCCAAGAUAUAUAAAAUAAAUUUUGAGAAAAGUAAAAAAAAAUUAAAUUUUUAUCCCAAAUCAGAAUCAUAAAUACAAAGAAAAAAUUAAUAUGAAGAUAAUAUGCUUGGAAUUUAAUUUUUUUUUAUUAAUUUUCAAUCCGGUAUUUGGAAUUAAAAAUUUAAGAAUUGUUUUUUUUAUUAAUUAAAAAUUGAAAAUAAAUUUUUAAAAUUGAUUUUGGAAAAAUUUGCAAGUUAAAAAAUAAAAUAAUUAUGUUUUUUAUUUAACUUUAAGUGAUAAUUUAAAAUUUUUUAGUGCAUUAUUGUGAAUGCACGAGUAAAUCUAUUAAUUAAUUGUAAUUAUUUUUAAUCGAUAUUUUCGGAAAUACAAAAAAAAAUUAAAUAAAUCAAAUGUUAAUUUGCAAUCCUGUAUGAAUGUAAAGCUAUCAUAUAAGUCCUCUGAAAAUAAUAUUUAUUUGAGGUUAAACUCAUUUUCAACGCAUUACCAUUCAAAAAUGUAUGUAUGCGCCUGUUUUAGUUUGGAAAUAAGUGUCAUUAUUGGCUUUCGUUGUUUUACUAAUAAUACUACUUAAAAGCUCUAUUCAUAUAUUUAAAACUGCCGUGACAUAUUUUUAUUUUAUUUAAUUUAGUGGAUAUUUCAUUUAAUAUUUUUGUUUAUUUUCAUUUUUAGUUUCAAUAUUUAACCACAUUCAUGUCAUGAAUAGUUUGGAAAGAAAACUAACAACAAAAUUUGCCACAAAAAGCAUUUGCAUACAUACAUACAUAUAUACAACUAUUUCAUCAGUGACUUUUCAUUUCACCCAAAAAAGUGUUCACCAAUCAACCGCAAACGUGAGUAGACACACAGCAUACCUACACACAAACAUGCAUACAUACUAAACCAACAGACAAAUAUAUUUACCGUAUUUCUGAGCUUAUUUUGUAGUUUUUGAGAGAACUAAAAAAACUUUUGUAAGUAUCUUUAAGAUUCUAUGGUUUCAAAGGGUUGAUGAUUGUAAUCGAAUAUUUCAGCAAAUUUAAAGAGAGAUAAUUAAACAAAAACGCGAACGCAGCUAUACUACUCAUGCUAUGAAAAUGUGGGGGGAAAUGUGAAAAAGUUUCCCCCAACAUAAUGAAUAGUAACUGUACUUCACACUACUAUGCAUUAAAUUAAUUGUUAAUUUCAAAAGUUAUACACACUUUCUAACUAAGAGACAUAAGAGAACAAACAUGUGCUGCAUGCAUGUUGGUUAAAUAUUAAAACAAAAACAAAUGAUAAACAAAUAAGUCAUAUAAAAUAGACGGUAUAAAAUUGACUAAGAAGUGGUUGAGACCAUUUGAAAACUGUUGCCAAACUAAACUUAAAUCGCUCAAUUUACGUUUUACUAAAAUGAAACUAGAUUAAAAUUAGAUUUAAAUAGACUACUAUAUAGACUAGGAAGAUGCCUGGUUAAGGAGCUAGUUGGAAGUCCAAGUCCCACAUCCUGCCACAACAUUAUUGUACAUUCCCUCAUCGAUAGCAAACACAGAGCAACUUCUCAUCUCUCAUAUGUAUGUUUAAUCGUUGUUUUCCUCCCUGUGACCACCCUCCUGCCUUAGUUCCGCACCACCUCGCCCAUUUUACUGCAAUGUUUUUUUAUAGUGAAAAUAUACAGCUGCUUAGAUGCUUACUUAAACGGGGCGUGGUAGUAAUUAUGAUUAGAUAUGAAUUACAUAAUACGAGUAAGGGGAAUUUUACUCAAUAACGGUACUUAAAUUAGCAAUUCCAAGUAGGUUUUCAUUACAAAAAACGCUAACAUACAAACAUACAUACUUAUAAAUUAUCACUAACGUACACACUACUAGCGACAUUGACAAAAUUAAUAUACAUUUAAUACAAUUAAAGAAAAUCACUGCUUUGAGAAUCAAAAUUACACAUACAUACGCGUAGAAUAAAAUUUGACGAAAACGAGUAGCCGAGCAGCCGAAAAGCGAACGCACUUUACUCUACAGCGCCAGAGAGCCAAACACACACUUUUGUCCCUUUGAGUGAAAGUCGUGUUUAAUAAAAAUCGGGAUGCAUAAAUGAAUAUAUGUAUAUAUAUUUACAUGUACAAUAAACGAGUAACGGCGGCAAGAUCUUGAAGCAGCGCUUGCUUGCAUGUCAUUAUUAGAAUUUAUUUUCGAAACACUUUAGAAUAAAUAAAUUUAGCAUUGUUUCAAUGAAAUGAAUUGAAAUUUUAUGAAAUCAUAAGUUGUAAUGGGUACCUUAGCUGUACGGGGGUGUAAUUUAAUUCUGGCUAUUCGUAGCAAAUGGCUUAAACAUUAAUUUAAUUGUUGAAAGUUUUUUAUUAGAAUUGUCUAUACACAUAUUUUCUUUAAAUGCAACUCAUCAAAGAAACAAAAAGAAAAACGUCAAUCAUUGCAACAACACUAAAAAUCGAGUUUGAGAUAUGUACAUACAUACAUACAUGCACACAUGCAUAUGUAGCUCACACAUACAUACGUGUAUGUGAUCAACAGUAAUAUAAAGCCGUUAAAAGUAAUACUAAAAUAAUGAAAAAACAGUUGUUAUUUAAGCAGAAUUAAAGUUAAAGAAAAUAAAAUUAAUGAAAUAAAAAAAAAGAAAACAAUACAAAGAAUAUAUUAAAAACAAAAUAAAUGAAUUCAAACGAAAAAAUAAGAAGUAUAUGAAGCCUCUGAGAGACGUACAUUCAUAGAUUCAUACAUACACAAGUCGCACACACAUGCGCAUGCGCAGUUGCAUAUGAAAUUAAUGGUAUGCGCAUGUGUGUGCGCAGACGCGUGGUUCGUUGGAUGCAGAUGUGUCGAAACUUUGAUGGUAGUGAUAAUGGUAUUAAGAGUCACGGGCGCCAUAAAGCCUAAAAGCUGAAGCUGAACAUUGAAACAGCAUAAAUAUAUAAACUUAUAUAUUAUAUAUAUUUAGAUUAAUACAAUGAAUCGCAUAAAGUCAGUAAAACCAAACCAAACCAAACAACAACAACAAAGUGAAACAAUACAGUUAAAAAAAGACAAAAAGUAAAACAAGAAUAAAACACUAAAUAAGAAUUA
Molecule: messenger RNA, 12284 nt
Organism: Bactrocera neohumeralis
Lineage: Eukaryota; Metazoa; Arthropoda; Insecta; Diptera; Tephritidae
Gene: CASK
Product: peripheral plasma membrane protein CASK
Exons: 15
Coding region: 3156-5081 (641 amino acids)
Biological process (GO): protein phosphorylation; regulation of neurotransmitter secretion
Cellular component (GO): cell-cell junction; plasma membrane
Molecular function (GO): signaling receptor binding; protein kinase activity; ATP binding
Source: RefSeq, a predicted model, not a curated record